Ornithorhynchus anatinus (platypus) is the source of this 207-nucleotide messenger RNA. RefSeq names its product relaxin 3 (gene RLN3). Gene Ontology annotation, molecular function: hormone activity. Gene Ontology annotation, cellular component: extracellular region. The record is from RefSeq and is marked provisional. NCBI's taxonomy places the organism in Eukaryota, Metazoa, Chordata, Mammalia, Monotremata, Ornithorhynchidae.
AUGCCUAAACUGGGGUUGAUCCUGACCCUGUGGGUGCUGGUGUGGGAUCUGCGCACGGCAGCCGAGGCUCGGAGCCCCUCGUACGGAAUGAAGCUCUGCGGCCGGGAGUUCAUCCGGGCCGUCAUCUUCACCUGCGGUGGUUCCCGCUGGAGACGAGCAGGGAUCCUGUCUGCAGGUAAGAAGGGGAAUGGGUUGGAGAAAGGCAGA